Messenger RNA from Protopolystoma xenopodis, 258 nucleotides. NCBI's taxonomy places the organism in Eukaryota, Metazoa, Platyhelminthes, Monogenea, Polystomatidea, Polystomatidae. The record is from the annotation of a GenBank genome assembly.
AUGUCGACUGGACUGGUUUCACGGCUCCAGAUGGCAGGCACUGUGGAGGCUGUCGAUGCAUUUGAGAGUCGACUUGACGUCGACGGUGAGGCUGAGGCUGACGAGGAAUCCGAAUCCACUGGUGUUGAUAAUGGAGAAUUCACUGGCCGCAGCUUGAUCCGCAAACUGGACUUCGAUGAACUAACGCUAGCGGACCUGGCGAGUCGAUUAGAGAGUGGAGUACGACGAGCUCGAGCCACAGACUUAGAAAGAGACUAA